CUCGGCUCAGCUCUCUUUUCCGGUCGGCGUGGUUUGUGAGGGGAGCGUCUGCUGUUCCUGGGCCUUCACCAUGAGCGUCCCGGCCUUCAUCGACAUCAGUGAGGAAGACCAGGCUGCUGAGCUUCGUGCUUAUCUGAAAUCUAAAGGAGCUGAGAUCUCAGAAGAGAACUCAGAAGGUGGACUUCAUGUGGACUUAGCUCAAAUUAUUGAAGCCUGUGAUGUGUGUCUGAAGGAAGAUGACAAAGAUGUGGAAAGUGUGAUGAACAGUGUGGUAUCCCUCCUCCUGAUCCUGGAACCAGACAAGCAAGAAGCUUUGAUUGAAAGCUUAUGUGAAAAGUUGGUCAAAUUCCGGGAAGGUGAACGGCCAUCUCUGAGACUGCAGUUGUUAAGCAACCUUUUCCAUGGGAUGGAUAAGAGUACUCCAGUAAGAUAUACAGUGUAUUGCAGCCUCAUUAAAGUGGCAGCAUCUUGUGGGGCCAUCCAAUACAUUCCCACUGAGCUGGAUCAAGUUAGAAAAUGGAUUUCUGACUGGAAUCUCACCACUGAAAAAAAACACACCCUUUUAAGACUACUUUAUGAAGCACUUGUGGAUUGUAAGAAAAGUGAUGCUGCUUCAAAAGUCAUGGUGGAAUUGCUCGGAAGUUACACAGAGGACAAUGCUUCCCAGGCUCGAGUUGAUGCCCACAGGUGUAUUGUACGAGCAUUGAAAGAUCCAAAUGCAUUUCUUUUUGACCAUCUUCUUACUUUAAAACCAGUCAAGUUUUUGGAAGGCGAGCUUAUUCAUGAUCUUUUAACCAUUUUUGUGAGUGCUAAAUUGGCAUCAUAUGUCAAGUUUUAUCAGAAUAAUAAAGACUUCAUUGAUUCACUUGGCCUAUUACAUGAACAGAAUAUGGCAAAAAUGAGACUACUUACUUUUAUGGGAAUGGCAGUGGAAAAUAAAGAAAUUUCUUUUGAUACAAUGCAGCAAGAACUUCAGAUUGGAGCUGAUGAUGUUGAAGCAUUUGUUAUUGACGCGGUAAGAACUAAAAUGGUCUACUGCAAAAUUGAUCAGACCCAGAGAAAAGUAGUUGUCAGUCAUAGCACACAUCGGACAUUUGGAAAACAGCAGUGGCAACAACUGUAUGACACACUUAAUGCCUGGAAACAAAACUUGAACAAAGUGAAAAACAGCCUUUUGAGCCUUUCUGAUACCUGAAUUUUUAUGCUUAUAAUUUUGUUCUUUGUGGUUGGGGGGGGGGGACCUAAAUCAUAGUAGAACAGUGUAAACUAAACUAAAAUUUGACUAGUCUGUACAUGUAUUGUCUCAAAUUUAAAGUGAAAUCACAAACUUCAGAGGAUACAAAUAGUUAUAAUAAAAGUUCUGUUUGUAAGGAAGGCUAUUAAAGAGCAAAAAGCAGUUUGAAGAAAGGAUAUACAGCGGGGACACAAAGAUUAAAGUUAAGAGCAAAUGCAUGCUCACAGCAAACUGCAAAUAUUAGGAUAGCUAUCUUAAAUGAUGCGUCUGCAGAGCAAAUACAUAAUAAUAUUUCAUCACAGAAAAAGUAGGUAAAGUGAGGUCUUUUAGAAAAGCUUUAAGAUGUAACAGUCAUUUCAUUCUAGUAAAAACUACAUCAGUAUUUCAGUUACAUCAUUUCACAACUGAAAGCAUUUAUCAACAUUAAUCUGUUUUUUUUCCUAACAUCUCUUCUGCUUUUCUUUUUUUAGGCUGGUUAUCAUUUUCUAAGCUUAGCAUCUUUUCAAUUUCAUGUAUUUGAUUUGUUAUGAGGUUCUGCCAGUUAUCCUCACCAGGUGAAGAGGCAGCCAAAUCAGUAGCAUCUUUAAUCUUGAUUUUCUGAAAAUGACCUUGGAGCAGAGUUGAUUUCAGAGGCUCUGUUUUCACCUAGGAAAGACAAAACUUCUUUUACCAUUGAAAUUAUUAUACAAAAAACUUUAAAGAAAAUCCAUUAAGCCUCUGCAGUUAUGACUGUAUGAUAAAGUCACCAUCAUCUUGGCUGAUUUCAAACAACUGCCUUAGUAAUUUUGGCACCAGAACACUAUAUAAUGUGAAUUUGCAGGCUUAUGUAGUAGCUCUUCGAAAUACCUAAUAUAUUCCAGGAAUACCACAGAUGUUUUCUAGAAGGUCUUGAGCUGAUAAAAAUCAGUUGUGUAUUCUACUACCUUCUCUUCCCAAACAUGUCUAUGCUUUGUAUCUUCUAUCAGAGCUAGGGAAAAAUUAAAAAUUCUAAUGUAAGUAAACUGCAAAAACUCCUUUCACUUCAUGUUUCCUCAUGCUUCAGAGCGCCAUUGUGGAAAAGGAACGAGCAAUGAGGUUUUGGAAGUUGGCGUGUUUUCAAGGCACUGCAUUGGGUCAUACUUAUAAUAGUGUGUCUUAAAACUUCUUCAGAAUUCUUCUUCCUGAUAAUAAAAUAUUUAUUGGGAAUUUAGGAAAUAGGGAAGUAUAAAGAAACUAAAAAUUAUUAGUAAUCCAUUACCCAGAGACCUGUCAACAUUUUGGUAUUAUUUGCUGCUGGUCUUUUUUUCCUAUUUUUAGCAUAUUUGGUGGUUCUAUAGAAUUUUAUAUCUUGCCUUUUCCUCUGUGAGCAGUUUCCCAGGUCUUUAAAAUGUCUCAUAAACAAUUGUCAGUGGAUGCAAAAUAAUCUCCUACUACUGAAUGUUUAAGUUGUUUCCAGUUUAUGCCUAUCAAAAAUAAAUUUCUGCGUUAAUUUUAUGAAAAUAUCUCUGUCUUCAAAUAGAUUCCCGGAUAAAAUAUUCUAUUCAAAGGGAAUAUUAUAUUAAAAUAGUUCUUGUGUUAUAAGGUAAAUAAAUGUGUAUUUUAGAAAUGUGGAACAGGAUAAGAAUUACAUAAAAAUCACCUAGGAUCCCAACCACCAUUAAACAUUUUGGUAUAAA
Molecule: messenger RNA, 2889 nt
Organism: Cynocephalus volans (Philippine flying lemur)
Lineage: Eukaryota; Metazoa; Chordata; Mammalia; Dermoptera; Cynocephalidae
Gene: EIF3M
Product: eukaryotic translation initiation factor 3 subunit M
Exons: 11
Coding region: 71-1195 (374 amino acids)
Biological process (GO): cytoplasmic translational initiation
Cellular component (GO): cytoplasm; eukaryotic translation initiation factor 3 complex
Molecular function (GO): translation initiation factor activity
Source: RefSeq, a predicted model, not a curated record